AUGGAAAUAAGGCUAAUUUUAAAGGCAGCUGGUUUUAUUUUGCUUCUCAUCACUGGUAUACCUGCAAACCUCACCAUCCUGAUAUCAUUCAUCUGUUCCUCAAUUUCUGACAAGAAACUCAUGCCAACAGAUUUAAUUCUUACCAAACUGUCUUUUGUUAAUGUUAUAGUGGUCCUUGUGAGAGGAAUUCCACAGGCUCUGACUGCCCUUGGAGUGCAGAAGAUUUUCAGUGACUAUGGAUGUAAAUUCGCUGUCUUCACCUACCGAGUUUGUCGAGCAAUGUCUAUAUGUACAACAGCUGUACUGAGUAUCUAUCAGUGUAUUGUCCUCUUACCUCCUUCAUCAAAAUGUAAAACCCUGAAACAAAAGGUUACUCAGAAUAUCCAGCUUAUCUUUCUUUUUCUAUGGGGCAUCAACUGCAUAAUUUAUAUACCUGCUGGAUUUAUGUAUUCUCAAGCUGAACUGAAUUCGAGUAUACCCAAAUAUGCACUAAACUUUGAAUUUUGUUUUGUUCUUUUUCCUCAUGAAGCAUCAUAUAGAGUUAAUGGCACAGUAUAUACCUUUCGAGACUUCUUAUUUGUUGGGCUUAUGGCCCUGGCCAGCAGCUACAUUGUUGCAAUUCUGUACAAACAUAAUAAAAAACUCCAGCGUAUGAGAAAUUCUGAACAAAAACAAGGUAGUACCAUAGAGUUAAGAGCUGCUAAAGCUGUAGUUAUGUUGGUUACACUAUACCUUGUUUUAUUUGGGGUUGAUAAUGCCACCUGGAUGUAUAUUAUCAUGGCUGCUCAUGUGAAGCCUGCAGUUUCUGAUGCUCGUGUCUUCUUUGCCUCAGUGUAUACUGCAGUUAGCCCAAUGGUAAUAAUUGGAACAAACAAAAAACUUCAACAAAAACUGAAAUGUCUUUCUAUGAGCAGUGACAAUAAGAUAACAAAGACAUAUAUAGGUACUGUAGCAGAAAAUACAGCAUCUUAA
Messenger RNA from Protopterus annectens (West African lungfish), 972 nucleotides. RefSeq names its product olfactory receptor class A-like protein 1. The coding region runs from base 1 to 972 and encodes 323 amino acids. Gene Ontology annotation, molecular function: pheromone receptor activity. The transcript has a single exon. Gene Ontology annotation, cellular component: membrane. The record is from RefSeq and is a predicted model, not a curated record. Lineage: Eukaryota; Metazoa; Chordata; Ceratodontiformes; Protopteridae. Gene Ontology annotation, biological process: G protein-coupled receptor signaling pathway.